CUCACCUCUUCUCUUUCUCUCUCUCUCUCUCCUCACAAUUGGAAUUCAUCAUCCUCAACUUGAUCUCAUCCUUUGAAGACGACCCCAGUCUCGUGUUUGCUCGAAUCAUUGUCGCAUCCGAGCGAUUGGGAGGUGUCUUGGGGAAGCUUCGUCGCAAUUGCCUCACAGCAUGAACUAAAGACACACCGGCUUCCUCCCCCAUCUUAUACCACCUAUUGCCUCUCUCUGUCCUCUCGUGUUCGCCCUCUAUUCUUGACGAUGGCUGAACCGACCAAGAUCAGUAUUCUGGGUCAUGAGAGUAUAAUCGCUGAUUUCGGCCUCUGGCGGAACUAUGUCGCCCAGGACCUGAUCAGCGGUUGUCCCUCCACCACCUACGUUCUUAUUACCGAUACAAAUAUCGGAUCCAUCUAUACCCCUGGCUUCGAGAAGGCUUUCGAAGAUGCCGCCGCCUCCGUUUCCCCUUCCCCGCGCCUCCUCGUCUACAACGUUCCUCCAGGAGAAGUCUCCAAGUCCCGACAGACAAAAGCCGACAUUGAAGACUGGAUGUUGAGUCAGAGCCCUCCAUGUGGUCGGGAUACAGUGGUCAUCGCCCUCGGUGGUGGAGUGAUUGGUGAUCUGACAGGUUUCGUUGCUGCGACUUAUAUGCGCGGCGUUCGCUUUGUGCAGGUCCCCACCACCCUGCUCGCUAUGGUCGACUCUUCAAUCGGCGGUAAAACCGCGAUUGACACCCCAUUGGGGAAGAACUUGAUUGGAGCAAUCUGGCAACCAACAAGGAUUUACAUUGAUUUGGAGUUUCUCGAGACUCUACCCGUUCGGGAGUUCAUUAACGGUAUGGCGGAGGUUAUCAAGACUGCCGCCAUCUCCAGCGAGGAGGAAUUUACUGCCCUGGAAGACCACGCAGAGACCAUCCUAGAGGCUGUUCGCCGUGAUCUCAAACCAGGUCAACACAGAUUUAAAGGAAUUGAGGAAAUUCUGAAGGCCAGAAUUCUGGCGUCUGCGCGCCACAAGGCAUUUGUUGUUUCUGCAGAUGAGCGCGAGGGUGGUCUCCGCAACUUGCUGAACUGGGGCCACUCCAUUGGUCACGCCAUUGAAGCCAUUCUCACUCCUCAAAUUCUUCAUGGAGAAUGCGUUGCAAUUGGUAUGGUGAAGGAAGCUGAAUUGGCCCGACACCUUGGUAUUCUGAAGGGUGUUGCUGUCUCUCGCAUUGUGAAGUGUCUUACCGCGUAUGGCUUACCCACAUCAUUGAAGGAUGCCCGGAUUCGCAAACUUACCGCUGGCAAGCACUGCUCAGUCGACCAGCUGCUAUUCAAUAUGGCCUUGGAUAAGAAGAAUGACGGCCCAAAGAAAAAGGUGGUCCUGCUCUCUGCCAUCGGUCGCACUUACGAGCCACGUGCUAGUGUGGUCGCCAACGAGGACAUCAGCGUUGUCCUUGCGCCCAGCAUCGAGGUACACCCAGGCGUCGCGCAGUCCUUGAACGUUGUCUGUGCUCCCCCCGGAUCAAAGAGUAUCUCUAACCGUGCCUUGGUUCUGGCUGCGCUCGGUUCGGGAACCUGCCGAGUCAAGAAUUUGUUGCACUCAGAUGACACUGAGGUCAUGCUGAAUGCCCUGGAAAGACUAGGCGCAGCUACCUUCUCAUGGGAAGAAGAGGGCGAAGUCUUAGUCGUAAAUGGCAAGGGCGGAAACCUGCAAGCACAUCCCUCUCCUCUGUACCUUGGCAAUGCCGGAACAGCCUCCAGAUUCCUUACCACAGUCGCAACUUUGGCCAAUCCCAGCAACACAGACUCAAGUGUUCUCACAGGUAACAACCGUAUGAAGCAACGUCCAAUCGGUGACCUGGUGGAUGCUUUGAGAGCCAACGGUGCGUCCGUCGAAUACAUGGAAAGGACUGGUAGUCUUCCUCUCAAAAUCGCUGCCUCUGGCGGCUUUGCUGGGGGAAAUAUUAACCUCGCCGCUAAAGUAUCGUCUCAGUACGUUUCCUCGCUGCUCAUGUGUGCUCCCUACGCCAAGGAGCCUGUGACCUUGAAACUAGUUGGUGGAAAGCCCAUCUCCCAACCAUAUAUCGACAUGACUACCGCGAUGAUGCGCUCUUUUGGUAUUGAUGUGCAAAAAUCCACCACCGAAGAGCAUACCUACCAUAUUCCCCAAGGUCGCUAUGUCAACCCUGCAGAAUAUGUCGUUGAGAGUGAUGCUAGCUCCGCCACUUACCCACUUGCGAUUGCCGCGGUUACUGGUACCACCUGCACGGUCCCCAACAUUGGAUCUGCCUCUCUCCAAGGCGAUGCCCGUUUCGCUGUCGAGGUCCUGCAACCUAUGGGCUGCACUGUUGAGCAAACUGAAACCUCAACCACGGUUACCGGACCCUCCGAUGGUAUCUUGCGCCCGCUCCCUAACGUGGAUAUGGAGCCCAUGACAGACGCCUUCCUUGGUGCGUCUGUACUUGCUGCUAUCGCCCGCGGGAAAGAUGGAAAUCACACUACCCGUAUUUAUGGAAUCGCCAAUCAGCGUGUAAAGGAGUGUAACCGGAUCAAAGCUAUGAAAGAUGAACUUGCGAAAUUCGGGGUCGUUUGUCGUGAACACGAUGAUGGCCUUGAGAUCGAUGGAAUCGACCGCACCACUCUACGCCAACCUGCUGGUGGAGUUUUCUGCUACGAUGAUCAUCGUGUUGCAUUUAGUUUCAGUGUUCUAUCCCUUGUGACUCCCCAACCAACCCUUAUCCUCGAAAAGGAAUGUGUUGGGAAAACAUGGCCUGGUUGGUGGGAUACUCUGCGGCAGAUGUUCAGCGUGAAGCUUGACGGUAGAGAGCUCAAAGAGGAGGACACUGCCACUCACAGCCACACUGACAAGGCAAAUGCUUCGAUCUUCAUCAUUGGCAUGCGCGGUGCUGGAAAGACCACUGCCGGAAGCUGGGUGUCCAAGUCGCUCAACCGGCCAUUCAUCGACCUGGAUACCGAGCUUGAGACUUCCGAAGGCAUGACUAUUCCUGAUAUCAUCAAGACCCGCGGCUGGCAAGGCUUCAGAGACGCAGAACUAGCGAUCCUACAACGUACAUUGAAGGAACGUUCCAAGGGCUACGUUUUCGCCUGUGGUGGUGGUGUCGUUGAAAUGCCCGAAGCCCGGAAGCUGCUCAUUGACUAUCACAAGACUAAGGGAAAUGUCCUACUCCUCAUGCGUAACCUCAAAGAUGUCAUGGAAUUCCUUUCUAUCGACAAAACCCGCCCUGCCUAUGUCGAAGACAUGAUGGGUGUGUGGCUACGACGUAAGCCUUGGUUCCAAGAAUGCAGCAAUAUCCAGUACUACAGCCAGACUUCAAACUCGGGACUAGCCCGGGCGUCUGAGGACUUCGACCAAUUCCUCCAGGUCGUCACCGGACAGUCAGAUAGCCUGGCCACUAUCAAGAAGAAGGCGCACUCCUUCUUCGUGUCCUUGACAUUGCCAGACCUACGAGAUGCUGGCAAUAUUUUAGAAGAAGCAUGCGUAGGAUCCGACGCUGUGGAGCUGCGGGUGGAUCUUCUCAAGGAGCCCAACUCGGAGAGUGACCUUCCAUCCGUCGAUUAUGUCGUGGAACAAUUGUCUUUCCUCCGUAGCCGCAUUUCUCUUCCGCUUAUUUUCACCAUCCGUACAAAGGGACAAGGUGGUCGCUUCCCUGAUGAUGCCCAUGAGGCAGCCAUGGAGCUGUACCGUCUUGCAGUCAGGUCUGGUGUCGAAUUUGUUGAUCUCGAAAUCGCCUUCCCGGACGAGAUGCUACGAGCAGUAACGGAGAUGAAGGGAUAUUCUAAGAUUAUUGCGUCGCACCACGACCCCAAGGGUGAGCUCUCAUGGGCUAAUAUGUCCUGGAUGAAAUUCUACAACAAGGCGCUAGAGUACGGCGAUGUGAUCAAGCUCGUGGGAGUCGCCAGCAGUCUGGAUGAUAAUGCAGCUCUGAGAAAAUUCAAAACCUGGGCUGCCGAAGCUCACGAUGUUCCUCUGAUCGCGAUCAAUAUGGGCGAUACCGGACAGCUUAGCCGCAUUCUGAACGGCUUCAUGACACCUGUCUCUCAUCCCAGCCUGCCAUUCAAGGCUGCCCCUGGCCAGCUCUCUGCAACUGAGAUUCGCAAGGGUCUAUCUCUCAUGGGCGAGAUCAAGUCUAAGAAGUUUGCUAUCUUUGGCAGUCCUGUCUCAGCUUCCCGCUCUCCUGCUCUCCACAACACCCUCUUCUCGCAAGUCGGUCUUCCCCAUGAGUACGUCCGCCUCGAGACCGCCAAUGCACAGGAUGUAAAGGAGUUUAUUCGCUCUCCGGGUUUUGGAGGAGCGUCAGUAACAAUCCCCCUGAAGCUGGACAUCAUGCCAUUGUUGGACGAAGUCGCUGCUGAAGCUGAAAUCAUCGGUGCUGUGAACACAAUUAUCCCCGUGUCCGGUGGCGAAGGUAAGCCAACACGUCUGAUUGGUCGUAACACCGAUUGGUUAGGAAUGAUCCUCUCUCUUCGUAACGCUGGCGUGUACGGUUCCAACGGAGGCGAGAGUGCCCUCGUCGUUGGCGGCGGAGGAACCGCCCGGGCGGCUAUUUACGCCCUCCACAACAUGGGAUACUCCCCGAUCUACAUUGUGGGACGAUCCCCCGCGAAGCUCCAGAACAUGGUCUCGACCUUCCCCAGCAGCUACAACAUCCGGAUUAUCGAGGGUAACGAGAAACUUGACACGAUCCCGCACGUCGCCAUUGGUACAAUUCCGGCCGACCAGCCCAUCGACUCCAGCAUGCGCGAAACUCUCUGUCAUAUGUUCGAGCGGGCCCAGGAAGCGGAUGCAGAGACGAUCAAAACCGUUGAGGGGUCCCCCAGGGUGCUUCUGGAGAUGGCCUACAAGCCCGCGGUGACGGCGCUGAUGCAACUAGCGUCUGAUUCCGGAUGGAACACCAUUCCAGGCCUUGAGGUUCUUGUGGGACAGGGGUGGUACCAGUUCAAAUACUGGACCGGAAUUUCGCCGCUCUAUGAAAGCGCACGGGCCGCUGUCCUCGGCACACCUAGUCCGUCUUCGUCAUAAUCAGAUUUGAUCCACCAAAAGCGCUGAUCUUGAUAUUGAGUUUAGCAUUCUACCAAUUCAACUCCAUUUCGGUAUUCAUGUCAUUAUCAUCAUCAUCAUCAUGCCUUAGCAGUAGCGAAUGUUAUAUAUACUAGUAGUAUACUUUGAAACGCUGUACUAUACGCAAAAGAGCAAACCUGUUACAUACUUUAUGAGUCC
Aspergillus ochraceoroseus IBT 24754 is the source of this 5214-nucleotide messenger RNA. RefSeq names its product pentafunctional protein ARO1. NCBI's taxonomy places the organism in Eukaryota, Fungi, Ascomycota, Eurotiomycetes, Eurotiales, Aspergillaceae. Gene Ontology annotation, molecular function: 3-dehydroquinate synthase activity; 3-dehydroquinate dehydratase activity; 3-phosphoshikimate 1-carboxyvinyltransferase activity. Bases 259 to 5016 code for a protein of 1585 amino acids. The transcript is spliced from 4 exons. Gene Ontology annotation, biological process: chorismate biosynthetic process; aromatic amino acid biosynthetic process. Gene Ontology annotation, cellular component: cytoplasm. The record is from RefSeq and is a predicted model, not a curated record.